This is a messenger RNA of Doryrhamphus excisus (bluestripe pipefish), 834 nucleotides long. Lineage: Eukaryota; Metazoa; Chordata; Actinopteri; Syngnathiformes; Syngnathidae. The record is from RefSeq and is a predicted model, not a curated record.
CUUUGUUUGCAUCUUUCAGCACGACUCGCCACCUUCAUCUGCAGCUGCUAUAAAGAAUCUGUGCCAAGAUGGAGGCACAGCAGCUGAAGAGAGAUGUUGAGGUCCUCCUGGCUGAAUACAUUGGGCAGAAACUGAGAGAGAACUCAUUUGACCCCACUGGGAAAGGAUGCUCAACCGUGCUGGAUGACCUGGCCCACUACGAUCUUGCCAUCAGUGUCGCUAUUUUUAGGAUGGAGAAAGACCUUGGACAGAAAACCCUUAGCAGAGACUUCACUGGACGGGACCACAUUCCAGUCAGCGCCGCACUUUAUCGCAAUCGCUUGCAACGGGAGGCCAUGAUCUUGUCAUCCUUUGCAGGCAUCAUUAUGAGCAGCCUGCCAGUGGAGGACAUCUUGGCUUUGUACAGGUGCAAACCAGUUGCCUCGUUCCCAGACCCGCACUCUAAGGCUUCAAUCGUGUGUCCCUUCACACUCUCCUGCCAUCCGUUGGCCAUGCUGAGCUCCUACAAGGCUGUCCGACACUCUAGGAGACACAAUGAAACGUUGAAACGAUGGCUCUCUGAGAAGACGAAGGCCGGAGCUCCCAGCAGACGACGUCGAUCGUCAUCUUCUUCAUCCCUCUCCUCUUCCUCCUGUUCCUUCCUCAGCGCCAGCAAUGAUGGUUACGAGGAGCACUAAGAGGGUCACCACGAACAAAAUGUUCAUGCAUAAAAUCCAAGGAAUGUACUUGAACAAUUGAUUCUCCUAUAGUUGCUGGGUUGUAACGCUUGCCGUACUGUUGUUUUCCAAUGAACUCAGCGCUAUGAAUUUUGACUGAGUAGUUUGCUACCUUAUU